AUCUCAGAUAUCUCGGAUAUAUUUCAGAUAUUACUAUUUUGAUACCAUAUACGGGGGGAAAUCAGUGUUUGCUAAAUCAGUGGCUGUUAAGGUUGCAGGACUUCCUAAAACUAUUUUAUUAUUUAUCCACUAACAAUUUAAUUAAAUUUAGGCUGUUGCCCAAACAAUCUGGUGUCAGUACUCUCACCCUGUUGAGUCGUCUCUAUUAAGUCGUGCCAUUUGGGAUUUUACCCCUUUUUAAAGUAAUACACCACCUACUGUUUGUUUACGUUCCAAGUCUCACAAUAAGAUGUGUAGACAGUCAAAUAGCUAAGAAAUUUGAAGUAUAUCCAUUUAUUUGCUACAGUUUACCUUAAACAUUCUUUUUUCUACACAGGAACCAAAAUAGCAAUAUGGCUGGCAUUCGAGUUGGUAACAUUCCAGCCACAUUGAGUGUGCAGAAUUUGCAGUCCUAUUUUGAGUCGGUCAUUGACAGCAGAAUUGACAAGAUCUACUAUCCACUGUUGAACAAUGAUGCUGUGAUAAUAUAUCAAGAUAAACUUGCACUAGCUAAGAUCUUGAGCACAAAUGAAUUAGCCCAUGGUGCUGUUAGAUUUGACGUGAAGCCUUUACCACAUCAGGUAUUUGGUACUACCACAGUAUUGGUAGAGGACCAUGUUACAUGCUUGAUCUUAGCCACUGAUGAAUACAAAGAUUUCCUUCAAAAUGGGGUCGAAAUCCUUUCAACAAAGUCUGAUGAAUUAGCACUCAGGGGUAACUGGUAUGAAUUGGAAUGGGCUUGGAAUUAUUUGCACAGAAUUUUGGAUCAUCAGUAUCACAUUCAAGAACAUUUAGUACAUCUGUAUGUUACUUCUAAUCCAGCUACAUUGACUACCCCAGAAACUAGAAGACAAGAACGAGAUCCGGAGUCAGCAAAUGAAGCAAAUGUUUCAUCUUAUACAAGAAACCAAAUGUCUGUCGCUGAUCAUGUUGCUAGAAACAGACUGGGAUCACCAAGGAGUGGUAAUGGUUUUUCCCGAGAUGUCGUUAGUUCAGAAAGUCCUUUUCGUGCUCCAGGAGCCAGGGGUACUGACUGUGCAGACAUUGUUUCCAAGAUGAACUUGAAUCACGAUUUGGAUUUGGAAAGUUCUUUUAGAACAGUUAGUGGUUCAGGACUAUUGAGUGGAGUAGGCGAAGAUAUUUCCAAGAGGAAUUCAAAUCUUGAUGAUCAGAAAGAUGGUUUUGAUUUUGAAAGUUCUUCAAGAACAUUAAGUGGUUUAGGACUAGGGAGGCACAAUCACUCGGACAUUUUAAAUAAUUAUUAUGGAAGAUGUCAUCCUGAUAGUGAUUCAGAGACAAGUCAGCGAUUGUCCACUGCUGUUGGACACAGUUUUUCUGGUGAUACGAGGGCGAGAGUGGCAGAGGAAACUAGAGACAGGAAAACAGCUGUCAGAUUGUCUCGUUCUGAAGAUGCUGAUCACACCUUUGAAAACUUUGCUAGUUCAAGAUCUCACGAUAACAAAGAAUUACAAGAGUAUCUGAAAACUGAAGUCAGUGUUGACAGUUAUAACAUACUUUCUGACAGUGGUGAUCACCCCGCUAACAGUCUGACAAGCCAUUUGGCAGGUCUACAUGUUGGUGAUGCCCAUACUGAACCUCAUUUCAGAUCCACAUAUGAUACUGAAAUAAAAGGAAAUGAAACGUCCUCGGACAGCAGGAAAGAAAUACAGCAUUCAACAGUAUUUAAUUUCACACUCCCGAAUGGCAUGAAGAUAUCUGUUUAUGAUGAAAGCAUUAUUAAAGCAAAGGUUGAGAGUAUUGUGAAUGCUGCAAACAGUGAACUGAUGAAUUACUCCGGAGUUGCAAGAGCUAUUGAAAAAGCUGCUGGUCCGAAAAUGAAGAAAGAGUGUGAAGAUUAUAUAAUGACAAAUGGCAAACUUCCAGUGUCUCAUGUCAUGCAUACAACAACAGUUGGCAAACUGAGUCAUUUGAAAUGUAUCAUUCACACAGUGGGUCCUAUAUACAUCAAGGGAAGACAUGAUUCUUGUGUUCAGCUGUUGACAAGAACAUUUUACAAUUGUCUGGAAUAUGCUGAUGAAAAAACAAUGGUGAAGUCACUGGCAUUUCCUUUCAUUAGUACAGGUAUUUUUGGAGUUCCACUGGAAUGUUGUGUUGAAGCUUUUCUGGAUGCUCUGGUCCUGUUUACCUCUGAAAAGGGAAGAGCGCUUCAUCUAGAAAACAUCCACCUACUGAACAAUGAUGCAGAGAGCGUGUGCCUGGUCAUUGUCAUGUUGCAGCAGCUCCUGGAGAAGUCUUUUGACUUGCUACUUGCAGAAGCUUUAGAUAAAAAACAAACACCCUUGAACUCAUCAGCAUCGCUAUUACUGGAACUAAGUUCCAAUUGGAAAUCCAGAGAUGACCAGAAUUCUUCAACCGCUAGGUGGUCUUCGUCACGUUUUGGAAUGGAUGUGAACAGAGUUGGUGAUAUUCCAACUGCUGAAAUAAGCAAACAUAAAGUACGGAACAGUCCAUCACUAAGAACAGAUGACAGCGUUAACUUUCUGGAUGCAAGGAAAAACACAUACACAUUGCCUGCACAUGAUGCUCCUUUGCAUGGAAACCACUUGAGUACCUCAAGGAUGUCGGAGAAAGAUUCCCGCAAAAGUACGUCACCAGAAUAUCAACGAUCACGUUCUCGAUCCGGGUCACAACACGUCAGGACUAGAUCUCUUCAUAAAUAAAGAUUAAACAGUACCAAUCGGCCAAGACCAGCUCUGGGGUUAGCAAACCAAGUUAUAAUAAAAUAAAACUAAUGCCAAAUAUUAGAUGGAAUAAAACAACACCGUAAGAUUU
This is a messenger RNA of Gigantopelta aegis, 2832 nucleotides long. RefSeq lists its product as uncharacterized. Gene Ontology annotation, cellular component: cytoplasm; nucleus. Gene Ontology annotation, molecular function: transcription corepressor activity. The record is from RefSeq and is a predicted model, not a curated record. Gene Ontology annotation, biological process: negative regulation of gene expression. The coding region runs from base 393 to 2720 and encodes 775 amino acids. The transcript has 6 exons. NCBI's taxonomy places the organism in Eukaryota, Metazoa, Mollusca, Gastropoda, Neomphalida, Peltospiridae.